Limulus polyphemus (Atlantic horseshoe crab) is the source of this 5004-nucleotide messenger RNA. RefSeq lists its product as uncharacterized. The record is from RefSeq and is a predicted model, not a curated record. Gene Ontology annotation, molecular function: cell adhesion molecule binding. Gene Ontology annotation, cellular component: extracellular matrix. The transcript is spliced from 25 exons. NCBI's taxonomy places the organism in Eukaryota, Metazoa, Arthropoda, Merostomata, Xiphosura, Limulidae. Gene Ontology annotation, biological process: cell adhesion; extracellular matrix organization. Bases 337 to 5004 code for a protein of 1555 amino acids.
ACUGGAAAUGGUGUCAUACACGUGAUAGACCGUGUUCUUUUCGAGCCACCAGUAAUUCAGCCGGGUCCUGGAACACCAGAUGAUAGUCAAGUACAACAACAACCCCAACUUCCUGAAAAAUCUCUAUCUGGUCAGUCAAAUAUCCCAACAACGGGUCCUUCUUCUGAACAGGAACAUCCCCAACCAGGUCAUGAAGUACCACCUUCUGGUCAGCCAGAGAAACCACCAUCUCAGGAAGUUUUUGUAAGAAUCGAUGGUGGUCAAGUACCUUCUCCACCAAGACUGGAAGUUGAAGGUGGUCUUCCACCAACAAAUACAAUCCUUCAGGUCAUUAAGAUGCCUGGUCUCAAUGUUCAAGGCCAACCAGUUGGUCUCACCAUCUUUUACGAACUCCUUCAAACAUCGGGUUUGCUGGACAUGCUUAAUGAACAAGGACCUUUCACUGUGUUUAUCCCAAAUGACGAUGCCUUUGCUAAUCUUCCUGCUGGAGUUCUGGAGGAACUCCGUAAUAAUCCAGAGUUACUGCGACGUGUACUUCUCAGCCAUGUAGUUAAUCGUUCUCUCAACCCAAAAACUCUACAGAACAACAUGAUUGUUGAAACGAAUAACAACCGUCGGCUCUUUGUUAACGUUCUUAAUGAUGGGAAGUUAAUCUUGAUUGGAGGAUCAAAUCUGGUUGCGUCAACUUUGGCUCAAAAUGGAGAAGUGUACGUCAUCAAUGGCUUGAUCUACCCAAUUCCGGGAUUGGAUAUCUUCACCGAACUAAAGGAACACUCCAAUCUCAGCCAGCUAUUGUCCUUAAUCGUGAAAUCUGGACUACAAGAAACCCUUCACAGAAAUGGACCCUACACUGUAUUUGCCCCAACAGACGCAGCUUUUGAAGCACUUCCAAAAAGUGUUUUGCAAGACUUGUUGUCCAAUCCAGACGCUUUACAAGAACUAAUAAUGAAUCAUGUUGUAGAGGGCGUUCACUAUGAGAAAGAGUUCACCAGUGGUUUCAAUAUCCCGACGUCUCGUGGCAAGCAGCUGCAGUUUUUCGUGACAUCAGAUGGAGUUUACAGAGUCAACGACGCCAACAUACAGGAAUCUGACAUCUCUACUGGAAAUGGUGUCAUACACGUGAUAGACCGUGUUCUUUUCGCGCCACCAGUAACUCAGCCGGGUCCUGGAACACCAGAUGAUAGUCAAGUACAACAACAACCCCAACUUCCUGAAAAACCUCUAUCUGGUCAGUCAAAUCUCCCAACAACUGGUCCUUCUUCUGAACAGGAACAUCCCCAACCAGAUCAUGAAGUAUCAACUUCUGGUCAGCCAGAGAAACCACCAUCUCAGGAAGUCUUUGUAAGAAUCGAUAGUGGCCAAGUACCUUCUCCACCAAGACUGGAAGUUGAAGGUGGUCUUCCACCAACAAAUACAAUCCUUCAGGUCAUUAAGAUGCCUGGUCUCAAUGUUCAAGGCCAAUCAGUUGGUCUCACCAUCUUUUACGAACUCCUUCAAACAUCGGGUUUGCUUGACAUGCUGAGUGAAAAAGGACCUUUCACUGUGUUCAUCCCAACUGACGAUGCCUUUGCUAACCUUCCUGCUGGAGUUUUGGAGGAACUCCGAAAUAAUCCAGAGUCACUGCGACGUGUACUUCUCUGCCACGUAGUUAAUCGUUCUUUAAACAGACAAACUCUACAGAACAACAUGAUUGUUGAAACCAAUAAUGGCCGUCGGCUUUUUGUUAACGUUCUUAAUGGCGGAAAGCUGAUCUUGAUUGGAGGAUCCAAACUGACUGCUUCGACGUCGGUUCAAAACGGUGAUGUCUACGUCAUUAAUGACUUGAUCUACCCAAUUCCGGGAUUGGAUAUCUUCACGGAACUAAAGGAACACCCCAAUCUGAGCCAGCUGAUGUCCUUAAUCUUGACAUCUGGGCUUCAAGAAACUCUUCUUGGAAAUGGGCCCUAUACCAUAUUUGCACCAACAGAUACAGCCUUUGCAGCAGUUCCAGACAGUGUUUUGCAGGAAUUGAUGUCCAAUCCAGAUGCCUUACAAGAACUUAUAAUGAAUCAUGUUGUAGAGGGCGUUCACUAUAAGAAAGAGUUCACCAGUGGCUUUAUUCUCCCGACAUCUCGUGGCAAGCAGCUGCAGUUUAUUCUGCCACCAGAUGGAGUUUACAGAGUCAACGACGCCAACAUACAGGAAUUCGACAUCUCUACUGGAAAUGGUGUCAUACACGUGAUAGACCAUGUUCUUUUCGCGCCACCAGUAACUCAGCCGGGUCCUGGAACAUCAGAUGAUAGUCAAGUACAACAACAACCCCAACUUCCUGAAAAACCUCUAUCUGGUCAGUCAAAUCUCCCAACAACCGGUCCUUCUUCUGAACAGGAACAUCCCCAACCAGGUCAUGAAGUAUCAACUUCUGGUCAGCCAGAGAAACCACCAUCUCAGGAAGUCUUUGUAAGAAUCGAUAGUGGUCAAGUACCUUCUCCACCAAGACUGGAAGUUGAAGGUGGUCCUUCUCAAAGAAAUAAAAUCCUUCAGAUCAUUAAGAUGCCUGGUCUCAAUAUUCAAGGCAAAUUAGUUGGUCUCAGCAUCUUUUACGAACUCCUUGAAACAUCGGGUUUACUAGACUUGCUUAGGGAGGAAGGUCCUUUCACUGUGCUCGUCCCAACUGAUGAUGCUUUUGUUAACCUUCCUGAUGGAGUUUUGGAGGAACUCAGGGAUAACCCAGAGUUACUGCGGCGAGUACUUCUAACCCAUAUUUUAGGCCUUUCUCUCAACCCUCAAACCCUUCAGAACAACAUGGUUAUAGAAACUAAUAAUGGUCUCCAGUUAUUUAUUAAGGUUUUGAAUGAUGCAAAGAAAAUCUUAAUAGGAGGAGCCAAAUUAAUUGCAUCAACAGUUGCACAAAACGGCUACGUCUACGUUAUCAACAAUGUUAUCUAUCCUGUACCUGAUGUAGAUAUCUUUGCAGUUAUUAAAAUCCGCCCCAACUUUAGCCAACUGUUGAAUUUAAUUGAAACAUCAGGACUAGAAGAAACACUUCAUGGAAAUGGAUCUUUCACAUUCUUUGCACCGACAAAUGAAGCAUUUGCGGCAAUCCCACAAGAUGUGCUACAGAAUUUAUCAUCUGAUUCAAAAGCCUUGCGAGAGGUACUACUAAAUCACGUGGUAGAUGGCGUUCAUUAUAAAAAGGAAUUUAUCAGCAACUAUGAACUCCAAACUUCUCGUGGUAAACCAUUACGAUUUUUGGUGGCAUCAGAUGGUUCAGUUAAAGUUAACGACGCCAAUAUCGUCGAAUACGACAUUUCAACGGGAAAUGGAGUCAUCCAUUUCAUUGAUCACGUUCUUUUCACACCACAAUCAUCACCCGAGGUUGGUGUUAGAACACUUGUGGUUAGUCAAGAACAACGUCCAUUAUCACCGCAAGAAUCCGUAACACCUAAUACUGAUCGAACAACUCACCCUUCAACUACUGGCCAGUCACAACAUCCAGGACCUAUAGAAGGUUCUGUAAGUCCUCAUGGUGGUCCAGUCCCCUCUUUACCUGAACUCAAGGCGGGAGGUGUUACUAUUCCUUCAACCAAAAACACCAUCGUUCAGAUUAUUGAAAUGCCCGAUCUUGAUGUUCAAGACCAGCCAGUUAGCCUGUCCAACUUUAAUGACUUGAUUCAAGUGUCGGGUCUGACAAACUUGAUAAAUCAACAAAAACCUUUCACUGUACUCGUUCCAACUGAUGACGCUUUUUCGAGACUUCCCGAGGGACUUGUGAAGGAACUCAAAAAUAACACUGAGCUUCUGCAGCGCGUACUUCUCUUCCAUAUCAUAAACUUCUCCAUCAACCCACAGAGCCUUCAAAAUAACAUGGUUAUAGAGACAAACAACGGCCGCCGGAUAUUUAUUAAUGUUCUCGACGGUGGAAAGAACGUCUUGGUUGAAGGAUCAAAGGUAAUAGCUUCAACACCAGCCCUAAAUGGUUACAUUUACAUUAUCACUGGAUUCAACUACCCAUUGCCAUCGGUUGAUAUAUUCACAGAACUUAAAAGCCACCCCAGCCUAGCUCGGUUAGCAACAUCAAUUGUGCGGGCAGGACUAGAAGAAACACUUACUGGAGAAAGUCCAUACACAAUUUUUGCUCCGACAGACGAAGCUUUUGCUGCUCUUCCAGAGAAUGAUCUACAACAGUUAUUGGUUAAUCCGGAGGCUUUAAAAGAAGUGAUACUUAAUCAUUUGAUAGAGGGCGUUCACUACCAAAACGAAUUCAAGAACGAAUUAACUCUUCCAACAGCUCGAGGACAAAACCUUCGAUUUCUUUUGGCCUCAGAUGGGACAGUAUCCGUUAAUGACGCCAAAGUUAUCAAGGCUGACAUUUCCACAGGGAAUGGCGUCAUUCACGUAAUUGAUCGCCUUCUCGUAACGUCACCGGAUGUAGACGUUUUUGAUAACCGUUCUCCAGAUUCUGUAAGUGGUUCACAGGCCAAGGCAAACAUUGCUGAACUGGCACGUGGAAUGGGAGUGGAAACUUUCUUUAGUUGGCUGACAGAAACCGGACUGGACAACGUCAUACAAGAUGGAGGAGAAUACACAGUGUUUGCACCUACAAAUGAAGCUGUAGCCUCGCUUCCAGAGACCAUUCAAACGUCAGUUCGGGAUAACCCAGAUCGUCUUCGCCCAAUUGUUAAAUAUCACAUAUCUCCAUCAAUAAUUCAACCAAACCAGACCCAAAAUGAGCAGACUGUGACAACUCUGGCUCAGGACAAAAAUAUACGGUUCAACUACUAUCAGAAUGGAAGUUUAAUAACGGCAGGUGGGGCUACCAUCGGCGAUAUCAGACGAUUCGGUAAUAUAGUAAUAAUUGUCAUCAACCGUGUGCUCUAUGGACCGCAAGGAAACAUCAACACCAUUGUUUCCAGUUCUCCUAUCCUCAAGGACUUAAGUCGGUUCAUCGAGUUGAUUGAUCUUCAAGAUCACUUACAAGCCACCUCUCUAGACAUUCUGUUUCUGCUGACCCCGUUGACCUGA